This is a messenger RNA of Fomitopsis serialis, 934 nucleotides long. RefSeq lists its product as uncharacterized. The transcript is spliced from 2 exons. Lineage: Eukaryota; Fungi; Basidiomycota; Agaricomycetes; Polyporales; Fomitopsidaceae. The coding region runs from base 200 to 841 and encodes 213 amino acids. The record is from RefSeq and is a predicted model, not a curated record.
UGAUGCUUUUCGAUUGCCAACUGAGCAACGUGACGCAGCUGCGGCGGAUUGUGUCUGCCUUCCCCGGCUUGCACACCUCACGGUGCAAAAUCUUGAUUUUGCUCAGCAAGAUGCUGCCAGCUACGCGGGAGCCUCACUAUUUCAAGCACCAUCUCACACUCGUCUUCGACGUCUUGAGGUCCGCGUGGAACAUGAACAGAUGGUGAUGUUCCUCGACUGGAUAACACGCUCAGGCCUCUGCACCUCACUUGCGGAUCUGUCAAUCUCCACAAACUAUUCCACCCCAGCCCCGACACCCCUGAACCGACUCCUGGAAACGACGGGCGCAUCGUUGACCCGUUUUGACGAGGAUCACUAUGGGUUGGAUCCCUGGCCUCACGGAAAUCUGCUGCACAACACCAACUUGCAGACCUUGGAUUUCAGGCUGUAUCGCAUCACUCACGAUGAUAAAUCCCAGAGGCGUCCGAGUCACGCGGCGUGGACUGAGGCAACACGCGAGUUACAUGGCGUCUUCUCCUCCAUCCGAAGCCGUCGGCUCGAGCACAUCGAGGUCGCCGUUGGAAUUCAGGUCAUGCACAGUACUCUCGAGCCUGCGCAGCCCAACGACGUCCUCGAAAAGCUCGACCUUCGGGAUCUGCACGACGUCAUGAGCCAGCCAUACUUCGACACCCUCAAUGAGGUCGGUGUCGAGAUGACCCUGGGGUUCGGGGACGGUCAUACGAAGUCGCAUGAGGACAGCAGCGGUCAGAAGCUCGAGGCCAUGGUUUAUGGCAUAUUGCAGCCAUGGUCGGCCCGCGGCAUAGUCACCGUCACCUGGGGGCACGGCUAUGCGUUAAUGUGAGACUUUGUGAGUGAGCCCAUUUGUAUACACACGUCUGUCUCACUCUUGUCCCCCGUUCAGCCAUUCAGCGAUCUCCGGGAGUCCCCAUGCCGA